CUUUCAGUUAAUUUUUGUAUGUGGUUCAUUUUAUGCAAUGUGAUGCGAUAAUUAGCGGGUUUGUGUUGCUUUGUUGUAGCUAUAUACAAAGGCUGUUAUGUCAUAAUAAUUUGUCUGUGAACUACGCUAUAUACACACGCUGUUUGCCUUGUUGGCUGAAGGACUGUAAACUGGCUGCUGGGUGGAUCGUGUUCUCAACAUUCACUGACGAUGAAUUGUCUACUCUGUCAGUCACUCCUAUUCCCAUCAUUGACUGCUCACAGAAAAGCAUUUCUUCCGUGAAUGUACAUGCUCAUUCGCAUUCGUGUCUUUGUUUUCGCUUGACACGGUGCCGUGCACGGCCCCGCUCACAAACAAGCGCCGAUACCAUCGGAGGGUACAGCUCCGCAUGGUGAGAGACACGUACCACUACCGCCGAAGCACGCUUGUCUACUUGACCAUCGGGUAUACCAUUCCUUUCAUUUCCUUUGGUGCUGUAUGUUUUGUUAUGUCAUAGUAGGCAACCCACAAGUUGACUCGCAAUCCGUUAUCCGGGCCAAUGAGAAUUCACG
Zychaea mexicana is the source of this 551-nucleotide messenger RNA. RefSeq lists its product as uncharacterized. Bases 33 to 395 code for a protein of 120 amino acids. The record is from RefSeq and is a predicted model, not a curated record. The transcript has a single exon. Lineage: Eukaryota; Fungi; Mucoromycota; Mucoromycetes; Mucorales; Lichtheimiaceae.